AUGUCUGACGAGUCUAAAGAACAGACGUCUCGCAGACUUCCCAUCUGGGCUUUGGGCCCACGCGAAGAGAAAGAGGCUCGCCAGAACCUCAAGAAAUUCGCGUAUGGCCAGUGUUCUGAAUACGUGAAGGCCAUGGUGGAGUGCUCGAAAUUACACGGGUUGAAAGUUUUCCCAGCGUGUGAAUCGCAGCGCAACCAGAUGAAAGAGUGUAUACUUUCGUUCCAGGGCGAAGCGUACGUGGACCAAGAGCGCGACAAAAUGGUGCAGCGUAGGAUCCAGCAGUUGGAAGAUCAGCUCAAACAGCAGCAACAGCAACAGCGCGAGCAGAAGGGACAAAAUUAA
Messenger RNA from Lachancea meyersii CBS 8951, 342 nucleotides. Lineage: Eukaryota; Fungi; Ascomycota; Saccharomycetes; Saccharomycetales; Saccharomycetaceae. The record is from the annotation of a GenBank genome assembly.